This is a messenger RNA of Clonostachys byssicola, 2127 nucleotides long. The record is from the annotation of a GenBank genome assembly. NCBI's taxonomy places the organism in Eukaryota, Fungi, Ascomycota, Sordariomycetes, Hypocreales, Bionectriaceae.
AUGCCGUCGGAUAGGCAUACCGCUGAUCCAUGGGUGCUCUCUAGACGCAAGAAGUCCAAAUGCUCGGGUGAACAGCCUACCUGUGCGUCGUGCGCUCGCCUAGCUCGGACAUGCUUUUACGCCAACGAGGAAGACGGUCCCUCCCUCCCAGCAAGCCGAUUCACCAAUGUGUCGGAUUCUGGGGUUGGCUCGCCGGGCCGUUCUGGAAAGGGCAGAGAGUCGAGAGAGCCAUCUAGUCAAGCUGCCGACCUGAGCCUCCAAGCUCGAGUAGCGAGUCUGGAAUCUGCUCUGAGGGAGAUUGUCCAGUCCCCCGAGAACCAUCAACACAGCCGUGGCCGUUCGACUCUUGAGGACCCCUUGCGUGCUUUCCGCCGCGGACAAGGCUACUCCAGCCACUUCAACGCGCGGCCAUCCACGACUUCUUCUAGUGUGCGGCAGCCAAAGAGCUCUUCGGAAUUGCCUAUCUUGCCUGGCCAAACUUGGGGCCUCGUUGCAGAGCUCUAUCUCACGUUUUGUUGGUGUCAACCUCUCCCGCUAUUCGAGCCGUCCGGCUUCAUCGCUUCCUUCUCAAGCCGACAACCAGAAGUUAUUUAUGCCGUCUCAGCAUUGGCCAUUAAGCACGUAAGCCCAUCCCAGGCAGAGGACGACGACCAUGGCACAAAGUCUGCCGGGUAUGCACAAGUUGCGUAUCAGCUAGUCAUGCGGCGGAUUGCCGAGGGUGAAGUGGAACUGCCCACGAUACAGGCGAUCUGCCUGCUCGCCCUAUUUGAUAUCGACGCCGGGAACAUGAGUAGGUGCCGCAUGCUGUGUGCCUUGGCCUCGUCUUUAUGCCAUGCAGCGGGCCUCCACAGCGCCGUGGCAAGUUCAGGAUCCCUGGAUGCUGGCAAGGAGCGCCACAUGUGUUUCUGGAGCGUCGUGUUGUUGUGCCGCCUGGUCGGGGAACAGGAGCAGCUCACUGCUCUGCCCGACCGUGCCCUACCUCCAUUCCCAGAUAACCGCUACUCGCCGCCCACCCGGAUGAGGGAGAUUGAAGAUGCACCAUCUUCGCUGGAGCCAAGUAAUAUCAUGCAAGUUCUCCUGACCUUGAGCGAGCCGUGGGCGAUAGCCAUGAGGUACAUCAGAAACGUCAGAAACUCAUCGGGGCCCAGGAAGUUCCCAUGGGAAGAAGGUUCAGAAUACUCGAGAGCCACAGAGAGCCUGAUGAGCAUUGGCCGAAAACUGCCGUUAAGCCACAGGCAGCGCAAUAUCAAGCUAUCCGAAGUCAAGGCUGAAGACCUCGAAGAAUGCAGGUACUACUGGGCCCCGUGGCUCUGCACACGUUUAAUGUAUCACACCAUUAUGUGCAUCCUCAAUCACCCGCUGCUCAUCACGUUGCAGAUACAAGGUGUCCAAAACGUCUCGGAAGCAUUUCUUCACCAUGCAGCCUUCUCUAUAUCUAAUCACGUAUCGUGGGUUAUCCAUUAUCUCGACUUCAUCGAUGCCAGGGCGUUCCAGCUCUCUGACCCAUUGGCGGCUUACUGUGUCGCCGUCGUGGCGAGCAUAGAGGUGCAAAGGGGCUUUGCUCUGGAAGGAGCCCUUGCCAUAAAAACGAAACUUAACUUCAAAAAAUGUUCAGAAUUCAUCUCGAAAAUGAACAAAUUCUCACCCUUCGCCGAGAGAAGUGAGCGUAGCCUGGCGCGGCUCGUACAAGAAAGCAGUUCUCGGUCUUCCGAGUAUGUAGACAGGUUCGUCUUCGAUAGUCCCAGCCCGUUGGAUAUCUUGGAGGUACUAUGGAGCAAGCCCGAAGCGGCUAGAGAAAGACCAGAGUCUUCUAUUCUCGGGCCCAACCUGGUUCGCGAGCUCAAUGCACAUCGUAACCACUCGGCCGAGGCAGGCCCAAAGCAUCUGCCAAGGAUUGAUCCUACAUCGGUCGAGAGGACACCGCUGGACAGGGCCUCGUCGGUUCGUUCUGAGAAUGCUGCUCUUGCUGAGAAUAUCUUGGACAUUAAUACAACCUCGGGCAAUACAGGCCUCAGUGGACUCGGCCAGCCAAAUAUGCUCCUCCCUAUAGAUCACCUAUUUCACAAUGCCUUUCAAGGCGCCAGUAUCUGGCCGGAGGGGCUGAGUAAUUUGGUUUCUGAAUUUUAG